AUGGCUGCUCAGACGUUCAUUGCCAUCUCUGAGCUGCAUCCCAACCUCUCUCAUCCGAAAGUGGCAGGCAUCGUCAUUGGGAAAUCUGAUGUCAAAAGCUUCCCUGACAGAAAAAAUAUCGGUGUGGAAAGAUUCACGUUUGGUUUCACUAUCAAGGACUCGCCUGACUUCUUCGUUAAUGUCACGGCAUGGGGGAACGACUUGUACGUCAACGGGCUCUCCAACAGCUUCAGCACUGGAGACUGUGUCAUUGUUGAAAAUCCUUUAGUUUCCAGCAAAGACCCGGAGAAAGGGGACAAAUUCUGUCCCACAACACCUAGCUUCUACAGGCUGAUGGUGACAGAGGUUCACUCCCAGGUGUCUCUGUGUGCCGAUACGGGCACCAUCGAGCGGCUGCUACCUCUGAUCCACCUCCCAGUGAAAGACCCCGGGGAUUUCUACUCUCUGGGAGACAUCGUGGCCAACGGGCAGAGGCUGGAGGGCACGGUGAUAAAUAUACUGGCUGCAGUGAGAUCGGAAAGGGAGCUGGGCGACGACUAA
Molecule: messenger RNA, 540 nt
Organism: Notothenia coriiceps (black rockcod)
Lineage: Eukaryota; Metazoa; Chordata; Actinopteri; Perciformes; Nototheniidae
Gene: meiob
Product: meiosis specific with OB-fold
Exons: 6
Coding region: 1-540 (179 amino acids)
Biological process (GO): resolution of meiotic recombination intermediates
Molecular function (GO): single-stranded DNA 3'-5' DNA exonuclease activity; single-stranded DNA binding
Source: RefSeq, a predicted model, not a curated record